Molecule: messenger RNA, 879 nt
Organism: Fomitiporia mediterranea MF3/22
Lineage: Eukaryota; Fungi; Basidiomycota; Agaricomycetes; Hymenochaetales; Hymenochaetaceae
Exons: 4
Coding region: 1-879 (292 amino acids)
Cellular component (GO): catalytic step 2 spliceosome
Source: RefSeq, a predicted model, not a curated record
AUGCAGGACACGCCAGCGGCACCAGCAUCCGCAGCGGCGGGCCCUAGGCGCCCUCGGUUGAACUUGCAGGCACUCGGUGUCGGUGGUGGAGAACGAAAGCGCGGUAAAUCUAUGUUUGGAGUUCUUGUCAACACGUUGAACAAAGCCAAGGCUGAGGAUAAGGAGCGGAGUGCCAGUGAGGCGGCGAAGAAGCGAAUGCUUAUCGAACAGAGGUUGCAAUCCAAGUUAAAAAAAGAGACUGACAUCGUCAGGCAAAUCGAAGAGGCCAAAAAGGACAAGAUUACUGCAAGUCGCAAGGAAGAAGACCUGCAACUGAAGGACUCUAUUCACAAAUUCCGGCGAUCACAUCUCACGUUACUGUCGAACUUCCUCCUUACCGAGGACGUUAUUCCUCCUACUGAUACAGACUCGGAAGAAUUCAACCUGUCAACUUUCGUACCAAAACGCUCGCACCCUCCACCAUUAUACUACCUCCCGGCUGUCUUACUGCCAAGGCAAGAGGCAUUCCUCACUAAGCGCAGAACACAGGUCAAGGAAGCCGUAGAAAAGGAAUGGGAACAAUUCAAGACCGAUCGAACAACAUCCAUCGAGGAAAUCACCACCAUGCGAAAAAAAGUGGCUUCGGUAUUGAACAGUCGAACCACUCAAGACGACGGCGACGGCGAUAAUCCCCCUUCCUCAGCAGUAGAUCGUCCCGACGCCACCUCAACAGACUCACCCACUGAGAAGACCGAAAAGACCGGACCCAAGGAUACCGAGAUGGAUGUAGAUGAAAACGGCAAGGAGAACGGCUCACGAGAGUCGCAGGCUGGGGGUGAGAAGGAAAAGCAGCGUGAAGGGUCUGGGGGUAAUGAGGAUGAUGAUGCUGUUGAGUACUGA